Messenger RNA from Diversispora eburnea, 3507 nucleotides. The record is from the annotation of a GenBank genome assembly. Lineage: Eukaryota; Fungi; Glomeromycota; Glomeromycetes; Diversisporales; Diversisporaceae.
AUGAACGAAACAGAAGACUAUGAUGAUCAUACGGUGGAGUCUAUUCGUCGUAGUAGUCAAGUUAUGGGCCAUUUACAAAAAUUAAUGGUGGCUAAUCGUGGAGAAAUAGCCAUUCGAGUUUUUCGAACUGCUCACGAACUUUCAAUGAAAACUGUCGCUAUUUAUAGUCAGGAAGAUAGGUUGUCAAUGCACCGUUAUAAAGCAGACGAAUCAUAUCAAAUUGGUAAUUCAAAUACACUAACUCCAGUUGGUGCAUAUCUGGCACAAGACGAAAUAAUUCGUAUUGCUAAACUUCGUGGUGUAUCGAUGAUUCAUCCGGGUUAUGGUUUUCUUGCUGAAAAUGCCGAAUUUGCUAGAAAGGUUGAGGCUGCUGGUAUUUCGUUUGUUGGUCCUACUCCCGAAGUAAUUUCACAAAUGGGAGAUAAAACAAAAGCUCGAGAAAUUGCAAUUCAAUGUGGAGUUCCAGUAGUUCCUGGCUCUGAUGGACCAAUUUCAGAACUUUCCGAAGCUGAAAAAUUUAUUGAAGAACAUGGAUUCCCUAUCAUCAUCAAAGCAGCAAUGGGAGGGGGUGGUCGCGGUAUGCGUGUUGUUCGUGAUUUAUCUUCACUUGCUGAUUCCUUUGAACGUGCUCGUUCUGAAGCUUUAUCCGCAUUUGGAGAUGGUACGGUUUUCUUGGAACGAUUUUUGGAUAAACCAAGACACAUCGAAGUUCAAUUAUUGGGUGAUAAUGCUGGUAAUGUGAUUCAUUUGUUUGAGCGUGAUUGCUCAGUUCAAAGACGUCACCAAAAAGUAGUUGAAGUUGCACCAGCUGGUAACUUGGAUGCUUCAGUUCGAGAAGCAAUUCUUUCAGAUGCAAUUAAACUUGCACAAGCCGUGCGUUAUCGAAAUGCUGGUACAGCCGAAUUUCUCGUUGAUCAACAGAAUAGACAUUAUUUCAUAGAAAUAAAUCCUAGAAUUCAAGUUGAACAUACAAUAACAGAGGAAAUUACGGGAAUUGAUAUAGUGGCAGCACAAAUUCAAAUCGCCGGUGGAGCACUUCUUAGUCAUUUAUCACUUUUACAAAAUCGAAUACAACCACGAGGUUUUGCAAUACAAUGUCGUAUCACAACUGAAGAUCCAGCACAAAACUUUCAACCCGAUACAGGAAAAAUCGAAGUUUAUCGAUCAUCCGGUGGGAAUGGUGUUCGUUUAGAUGGUGGAGCAGGAUAUGUUGGUGCAGUCAUUACACCACAUUAUGAUUCUUUAUUAGUUAAAAUCACAUGUAGAGGUCAAACGUAUGAGGUGGCCAGACGAAAAGUUUUAAGAGCUAUAGUGGAAUUUAGAAUUCGAGGUGUUAAGACGAAUAUCCCAUUCUUACAACGUCUUUUAACACAUAAAGUUUUUAUAAGUGGAACAACAUGGACAACUUUUAUUGAUGACUCACCAGAUCUUUUCAGAUUGGUUGGAAGUAAAAAUCGAGCUCAAAAUAUCUUGAAAUAUUUGGGUGAUGUUGUUGUUAACGGAAGUAGUAUCAAAGGUCAAAUAGGUGAACCAUCCUUUAAAGCACCAAUUCUGUUACCUAACAUUCGAUGUUUAGCAGGUCCAGAACCAAUAGAUGUUAGUCAACCUCCAGCACAUGGAUGGCGACAUAUUUUACAAGAAAAAGGACCCGAAGCAUUUGCUAAAGCUGUUCGAGAAUAUAAAGGGGUAUUAAUUAUGGAUACAACGUGGAGAGAUGCUCAUCAAAGUUUAUUAGCAACUAGAGUUAGAACCAUUGAUCUUUUGAAUAUUGCACCUCAUACUACUCAUGCUCUUGCUAAUGCUUAUUCUCUUGAAAUGUGGGGAGGCGCUACUUUUGAUGUUUCUAUGAGAUUUUUGUAUGAAGAUCCUUGGGAUCGUUUGAAAAAAUUGCGAGCAGCUGUUCCAAAUAUUCCAUUUCAAAUGCUUCUUCGAGGAGCUAACGCUGUGGGAUAUAGAUCAUAUCCAGAUAAUCUUAUUUAUGAGUUUUGUCAAAAAGCAAAAGAUAAUGGAAUGGAUGUUUUCCGUAUUUUUGAUUCACUUAAUUAUAUUGAAAACUUAAAAUUGGGUAUAGAUGCAGUUAAGAAAGCCGGAGGAGUAAUAGAAGCAAGUAUUUGUUAUACUGGAGAUGUAUCAAAUCCAAAUAAGAAAAAACAUAAUUUAGAAUAUUACUUAAAUUUAACUGAACAAUUAGUGGAAGAAGGAAUUCAUGUAUUAGGAAUUAAAGAUAUGGCAGGAUUAUUAAAACCGAAGGCUGCAAAAUUAUUAGUAGGAUCUAUUAGACAAAAAUGGCCAUCAUUACCUAUUCAUGUACACACACAUGAUACAGCCGGAACUGGUGUCGCUAGUAUGUUGGCAGCAGCAGCUGCGGGAGCUGAUGUCAUUGAUUUGGCUAUUGAUAGUAUGUCAGGAGUAACAUCUCAACCAUCAAUGGGAGCAGUAGUAUCAGCUCUAGAAAAUACUGAACUUGGUACAGGUAUUAGAUUAGAAGAUGUACACGCAUUAAAUGGAUAUUGGGAACAAGUACGAAAAUUAUAUAGUUGUUUUGAAGCCGGUGUUUUAGCAGCUGAUUCAUCAGUUUAUGAACAUGAAAUGCCUGGUGGUCAAUAUACAAAUCUCAUGUUUCAAGCAUCACAAUUGGGUCUUGGACAACUAUGGAAAGAAAUUAAGAAAGCUUAUUGUGAUGCAAAUAAAUUAUGUGGUGAUAUUGUGAAAGUGACACCUAGUUCAAAAGUUGUAGGUGAUCUGGCACAAUUCCUUGUGUCAAAUAAGCUUUCGCAUGAUGAUGUGAUUGUGGAAUUUUUCCAAGGUUAUUUAGGUCAACCAUAUGGAGGAUUUCCGGAGCCACUUCGUUCUGAUAUUAUCAAAGAUCUUCCAAGAAUAGAAGGAAGACCUGGAAUAUCAUUGCCUCCACUAGAUUUCACUAAAUUAAGAUCUGAUCUAGUAACAAAAUAUGGAAGAUCAAUUCGUGAUGUAGAUAUAUUAUCUUCUGCUUUAUAUCCCCAAGUAUUUGCGGAAUAUCGUGAUCAAAUAGAUAAAUAUGGAGAUGUAUCAAUAAUUCCUACUAGAUAUUUUAUCUGUAAACCUGAUAUUGGUGAAGAAUUUAGUAUAGAUUUAGAAGAGGGUGUUACUUUGAUUAUUAAAUAUUUGGCAGUUGGUUCAUUAAAUACUUCAACAGGGAAACGAGAGGUUUUCUUUGAAUUAAAUGGCGAAGCAAGAGCUGUCGGAAUUGACGAUAGAACUGCUGCUGUCGAAAAAGUUCAACGAGUUAAAGCAGAUCCUGGAAAACCAGGAGAGAUUGGUGCUCCAAUGUCUGGUGUUGUUAUUGAAGUUAGAACUAAAGAGGGAGCUGAAAUUAAAGCUGGUGAUCCAGUAUGCGUUCUCUCAGCAAUGAAGAUGGAAACGGUAGUUACCUCACCAGUUUCUGGUAAAGUUGAAUAUGUGGCAGUUAAACAAAGUGAUUCAUUAUCUGGUGGAGAUUUAGUGGUUAGAAUAAUAAAUUUAAGUUGA